Messenger RNA from Prorocentrum cordatum, 1943 nucleotides. NCBI's taxonomy places the organism in Eukaryota, Dinophyceae, Prorocentrales, Prorocentraceae. The record is from the annotation of a GenBank genome assembly.
CCAGGGCCUCGUCCUGGAUCAGGACUGGGCUGGGAAUGGAUCCGUUUCCAGUCGGUGGCCUGGUCAGAGUGUCUCAGCUCACGAAGCGUCCAGAGUUGAAUGGCAUGCUUGGGCAGGUGCUCCGAUUUGUCCCGAGCACAGGUCGUUGGGUGGUACGUGUUGAAGGCUCGCGAAAGGAGUUGGCGCUGCAAUCCGCUAAUUUGGAGCACCUCGCCUCUCUUGAGACGACUCGGAUGUCGCAAGUCUUUCCGCAGCUCUCUCUCGCAUUUCCCGACGCGGAGAGCGUCAAGCAUGUAUUUCACACGUCGACGUGGCCAUGCGGCUUCGGUCCAGAGGCCCGGGACUUCGCGGAAAAGUUCUUGCAGGACGGAUUUCUGGCUGCAACGGUCCUCAGGUGGCAGAGGACCGUCUCCAGGCAGCACAGCCACGGCACAGAAGAAUGGAUCAAGUUGCACGGCCUUUGUGGGACGGCCAUUGGCGACGUGGUUGAUUGGAAGGCAGACAGCAGGAUCCGUAAGCGUACUUCGGAAGGUUUUCACACGUUCCGCACCAACUUCAGCAACUCACCAUCCGAGACCGUGGACCUGGAACCUGGAUCUAUCCAUGUGGCAGUUGGCUGCAACGACUUGAGCAUCCUGCUGAAGGCCAACAUCUUAGAAAGCGGUUCGGGCAAGGAUGGCCCCAUUGUGUAUGUCGGCGUGGACCUGAGUUUCUGCUGCAUAGCGAAGUGCACCGUCAUCGUAGAAAUGCUCCACGAUUCGCAGACGCCCCUGGCUCAUGUUUAUCAGGUGUGGUAUUCGUCGACUUGGACUUGCGGGGCGCUCGCGUCAUUCCGCCUUGCGGUCGAGCGCAGCACGCGCCUUCCCGAUGUAUGUGCAGACGUGUUGCAGUUGCUUCUGCAUUGGCAGUCUGUUGAACCGCUUCCCCUCGAGGAAGCCCGCAUCCAGUGGCUCGCAAUGUUCAGGAGUGAAGAGCGUCGCUGGGACGCUUGCAACAUCGCAAAUUUUGCUCGCCUGGUCGACGUACGUAGCGCCCGUCACUACUUCCUGACUGGCGAAACUUUUCCGCCAGACCAGAGGGACUCGCCAGAGGUUGGCAGCAUCUGCAUGUGGAGUGUACCACCAUGGUGCCCUGCAUUGUUGAAUGCAGAUUCCAUAUUCGCUGUCACCAGCUUGGACGACAUCCUCACGGAACUGCAUUCUGGGCGUGGCGUGUGCGACGUCUUCGCUGCCCGUGUCGUCCGCGGUUUGGGUCGCGUCAGAAACAUGUUGAUUCGAAAAUGUCUGAACAUCAAGCUGAUCAGAGCAGAGGUGCACCCAUCAAAGGAGGAUCAGAUAAAGGACAUAGCAGCACUGCGCCCGAAUAGCGUGAGCUGGUCAAACUUAAUGGAUUACUCCGACGACGCAGCCGCAUUCCACCGCCUUGCCAGGUCCAUAGCUCCUGACAUGGCCACAGUCCAUUACGGCUACUCAAUGGAGUGGGUGAAGGAUGUACACGGCAUCCCGAUGGCAGACUAUGGCAAAAGAGACAUGCAUGAUUUGCGGGCGGGUAUUCUGAUGACGACUAAUGGCCAGGCAGCCACAAGUUUCUCGUCUGAAGCAGGGCUAGGCGAAAUUCUCAAGUUCCCUGACGUCUCCUGCCCGAGUCGCUUCUUUCUGUACUGCACGGCGAUGCGGUUCCACAUGAGGUGGGCGGAAUGGUUUGCGAAGCAGGACCGUGCAGGCGGAGCGAGUCUACACAAGGUGUACAUGGACCUACCUUUCUUGAUGCACCGUCGCUUCCCCACGAACGUGCAGUUGACAUGGACCUAUGCGGAGAGCGGAACAGCAGUGGCCCCCCUCCCGACCAAAAGCAUCCCAUGCACGGCAAGAGAUGCUUUUUCGGCGACGUUGGCGCUCGAGCUUGACAAGCACUUCCAUGCCCAUGCCCAUUUGAAAUUGUGA